This is a messenger RNA of Oldenlandia corymbosa var. corymbosa, 2705 nucleotides long. NCBI's taxonomy places the organism in Eukaryota, Viridiplantae, Streptophyta, Magnoliopsida, Gentianales, Rubiaceae. The record is from the annotation of a GenBank genome assembly.
AACAAAUCUUGUGACAGCUUAAAUAUACAAUCAUAAUUAGCUUGCUUCACGCGUCGAUUAUAGCGGAGGUCGGUUGCAAGUGGCAAACCUUUCCAAAUUACCAAAAAACAAACCUUUCCCUUUUUCCUCCUACUUUCCUUCUUCUUAUCUUCCCCACCUAUAUAAUCCUCCCAAUUUCUGCUCUAUUCUUAUCAUCUUCACAAAUUUUGUCAAUUUAUAGCUGACCACUCAAUCUCACAACCCUCCAUUCAAUAUUUUUUGUGUGUUGCUUUUUUCCCCUCUUUUUUUUUUUUGUUUUAUCAGAUUUUCUUCUUCAGAUAGAAGAAAAAAAUUGCAUUUUUCUUCCCAAUCCCUCCAAUUUUCAUUGGGUUGGAGCUUGAAGAAAGAAAGAAAGAAAGAAAGGAAGCCCCUGUUUUUGUGUGUCAGCAAAGACAAGUUAAAGGAGGAACAAAAAUUCUUCUGUUUUUAAGCAGAAUUGGUGGUGUUUUAUUUUUCCUGGGAAAUUCUUCUUCUUUUUUGCAGAAGAAUUAUUAUCAUAUCAUUGUAAAGUUUGAAUCUUUUUUCAUGCUUUCUUCUCCAUCUUCUCCUUUCUUGUCAUUGAAAAUUUUCUCCAGAUUUGAUUCUAAGCUUUUGUUUGUAUUUGAAAGAUCAUUUGGCAUAAGCUAACAUUAGGCCAAAAAAACCCAAAAUUCCCCCCCACACAAUAGAGCUUUAGAAUUGCUUAACAUUUAGGAUUAUUAUUCCCUUUUCAUUUUGUGUCAAAAUAUAAAUUAUGGGCACGGAGGUAUUGAGACCACAAGAUUUCUGGGCCGAUAGAACAACAUUCCGGCUAUCUGCUCCUCCUCCGGCGGCAUUUCAUCGCCGGAAAACCCACAACCCGAAUACCAGACAUCACCGGAAACCAUCGGUGCCCCGUGCAGAACGGCCUGAUCAUCAUCAAAGAAGAAAGUCUCCAUCUCCGUCUCCUUCUCCAUCUCCAUCUCCACCACCAACUCCACAACCGCAACAGAAACGGGAGCUUAUCAUCCCACCACCACCAUCUCCGGUUCCGAUUCCGAGGAGGUCUCCGAGCGCCGAUGAACUGCAAGCCCAUUACAUUUACAGCAACCAUUACCGCCACAAUCACAAAUUCGGAGCUCCAACCCAGAUGGGACGGGUCAGGAUAUUGAGAAGAGGCCAAUCUUUGGACACAAUUGAUGCCACAAGAAUGAAAAGGGAUAUGAACAGCAUAGCUAGAGGCGGGCUAAUUAAGAAAAAUUACUUGGAAGAGGACGAUGUUUACGCCGGAUCGGCGUUUUUUGCUUCGCCGUCUCCGAGCUCACUUCCCCUGCCUUCAUUUUUCAACAACAACAACAACAACAACAACAACCAGAAGAAGAAAAUCAUUCACAACACCAUGGGAAAUGAUGUUGAGAUUCAUGAUUCUGCUACAAGGGAUUUGAGGCGUUUGCUUCGUCUCGAUUAAGAAAAAAAGAAGUAAGCUUUUGCUCUGCCACCAUCCAAAUCCCAUGCUUAGUUAUUGAAAAUUACAGCUACCUGGUACUGCUACUGCUACUAUUACUACAUUAUAUUAUUUUGGUUAAGAAAAAUAGCCAUAAGGGCCAUCUUCUGGUUAAGGUUUUUUCUCCUUUUUCUGGAUCCGGAAUUUCUCCAUAUCAAUUUUUUGGGUAUAUGGAGAGAUUAUAGAGGUCUGAAAAAUAGAGAGAAUGGGUUAAUGGGAUUUUUUUUAGAAAUUUUUUCUUACUUUUGUCUAGCUAUAUAGUUUAGCUAUAAAAUUUGAUGUGGAGGGAGGUGUGUUUUGGCUCCCAUUUGUGGGCUAAAGCUUCAUAUAUAUUACUAUUUGCCUCCAAGAAAAAUGAUCAGAAAAACACCAAGAGAAAAAAAAAAGGAAUCUUUACUGGUUUUGUUCUAUGUAAUAGAGUGGGUUUAAUCAGUGUAGCCAUGGGAGUAUUGUAAUAUAUAUCUGGUUACUCCCUAAAUUUGUACUGUUAGGUUUAAGCAUGGGAGAAAGAAACAGAAGAUGGUUAGGUAUAUAUGGUGUGGAAUUUGCUCCAUCUGCAGCAGCAGAAGUUAUUGUUAUUGAUGUUGUUGAUGUAAAUUUAUAUAACUCAUCUCAGUGAUCAUAAAUAGAAGAACCAUUAUAUUUUGAGUGAGCAUAUGCAGAUCUUGUUGAGCAGCUCUAUCUUAUCGUUUUAUUUCUGUUCUGACUUUACUUAUCGAAGUUCUAGUUUGGGUGCUAUCAUCAUUUCUGGUUUGUCACAAACUCUGUUUUGAGGAACCCAGAUCCUGAAGAAACCGAAACUACUGUUUGAGCAAAAUUUGGAUGUCAAAAGCAAUCAAAAUCUCAUCCUUAGAACCAAAUUUCACUCAAAACUAAGUUCUAUUGUGUUUGAAUCGAUGAAAACUUUACAUAAGGAGCCAAAUCUAAGGCCUGCAACAUUCACUCAGAUAUAGGCUAGCAAGAUUCAACAUUAAGGAUCAAAUAAAUUAAUAAAUACAUUUAAGUUUAUGGAUAUAGACAACAACUAAGCACACAUGGGUGGACCGAUCGUCUUCUUCUUGUAGACCAUUUGAUGCUUGUUCUCUGCAUUUCUGGAACUCAGAUUUGAAAAUGGAAAUUGAAGCACCUCAGCUUACAGAAGUGGAGCAUCAGAGUAAAAGGGUCAUCCCCAAACUGGCAAUUAUUCUUCACAGAAUUGAAGAAG